Molecule: messenger RNA, 3406 nt
Organism: Heteronotia binoei (common prickly gecko)
Lineage: Eukaryota; Metazoa; Chordata; Lepidosauria; Squamata; Gekkonidae
Gene: AGBL1
Product: AGBL carboxypeptidase 1
Exons: 23
Coding region: 1-3378 (1125 amino acids)
Biological process (GO): proteolysis; C-terminal protein deglutamylation; protein side chain deglutamylation
Molecular function (GO): zinc ion binding; metallocarboxypeptidase activity
Source: RefSeq, a predicted model, not a curated record
AUGCUCACCACGGAUGUCCACAGCAGUGCAAAUAGCUCCCACGACAGAGACGUGAUUCUGAAUAUCUUGAGUGUUCUUACUGAUCUUCUCUCUGUGGGGACGGCCCGGAGGAUUCACUACAUGAUUAGCAAAGGAGGCAGUGAAGCACUUCUACAGGCCCUGGUGAAUGUGGCUCAAACUCCCACGCCGGACAAUCAUGUCCUCUUGUCCGUGCUUCGCCUGGCUGCCAAGGUGGGCCAGAAAGAUAAGAAGUUUGGGCUGAAGGCCCAAAAGCUGGAGGCCAUUGAUGUGAUGCUCAGCUUGGCAAGGAAGAAUCUGAACCACAGCCAGAAUCUCACCCACUGCCUUUGGGUGCUCCGAGUUUAUGCUUCUAAUGCUGCCGUGGGGACCACCUUGGGAGUGAAUGGAGCCACGGAACUGCUGUUCAAAGUCAUCACACCUUACACCAGGAAACACACCACGACAGUAAGGGCAGCGGUUGAAGCUUUGGCUGCUUUGUUGAAAUCAAAGUCAAAUAGUCGACGAGCUGUCAGCAGGGGCUCCGUGUGCCAGCUGCUCCGGCUGUACCAGGACUGGCAUCAGCAUGACACCAGCAACAGUUACAUCUGCAUCCGGAGGGGCUUCCUCCUUUGCCUCAAGCACAUCACCAAUGUCCGGUCUGGCAGAGAAUGUUUCCUCCUUGCUAGUGGGAUGGAGGUGCUCUUUCAAACAGCUCAGGACUGUCUGAGUAGCAAGAGCCUGGAUCCAAUCACAAACACAGUGACUCAAAUCUUGAGGAAAACCUACCCCAAAAUGCCUCUUCCUGCGGCUCCGUUGAGCAGCCCUUAUUCCUUCCCCGUUCCUGGUGGCGCCAGAACUGGACCUUUGGAACCCAGGCCAGAGGAUAAAUUGCUCUGCUAUGGUUGUGAAGAAGAUGGAGAGGAGACUGAGAAGGACCUGAAUAGUGAGGAAGUGGAAACCAAGGAGGAAGACGAUGAUUUAGAGACAGAUGUUGACAAGCUCAUGUCUAAACCAGAGCCUGAUCGACCAGAGUCAGAGCUUGAACAGUACCGGGCAUUGUGUUUGGAACUUUGCGGCAACUUUCUGGAGUCUCCAUUUGGAACUGAAAUGAACUCUGAGGAUGCCGCUGGGACUCCAACAUGUUCCUGUCCUGAAGUAAUGCAAAAGGCUGCUCCUGUAAACCACCUGCCAAAAGGUGGAGAGAGAGACCAAACUGCUAACAGGCAAAUAUUUCCCCAGAAGGCCUCCCGAGUUCCUGUCCUGAACUGUGUGAAGAAGGAAAAACUUUGCAGACCUACAAGAUUGGCCCCUGAGGAAGCGAUGCCUGUGGUGGACUUCUUCCAGGCCAAAGACAAAGCCAAUACAGCCAGUCUGAACCCUCUUGCCAAAGACUUAUCUUGGGACGUACAGAUUGGCUGUGCUCCUUGCUUAAACUCCUGUGAGCCUGGGCUCCAAGAAGUUGUGGGGGCCUCUGAGGUCAUACAAAAGCUUCUCGAGAGACAUCCAGGGAAUAUUCCUUCCCAUAAUCCUCGCCUCUACAUGGCCAAGGCAGGGUGCACAAAGUCCAUUCCAAAGUUCAGAGUGUUAGCCUUUCCGGAUUUCUGGGGUCACCAAACGCUUCCAUAUAAUCAGUCUAUACACCAGAGGAGAUACAGCAUCCAAAAGGCCAAAAUCUUUGAAGACAUCCGCCGUGUCAUCCAGCCAGAUGAUACAAUAGAUCGAGUCAUCUUCAACAUAGAUGGUCCAAGCUGUGAUGCUCCGGAGUGCUUGAAAUUCUUUUCCAAAUUUGAGUCCGGGAACCUCUGCAAGGCCAUCCAGAUGCGGGAGUUUGAAUACGAUCUCAUUCUCAACGCUGAUGUAAACACCUCCCAGCACCAGCAGUGGUUCUACUUUGAGGUCAGCGCCAUGAAGUCAGCCACUCCCUACCGCUUCAAUGUCAUCAACUGCGAGAAGCCCAACAGCCAGUUUAACUAUGGCAUGCAGCCGGUUAUGUAUUCAGUGAAGGAAGCUCUCCAGGGCAGGCCUCACUGGAUUCGGGUGGGCUACGAUGUCUGUUAUUACAAAAAUCACUACCAGCGCUGUUCGGCAGUGGCGGCAGCAGCAGGCUCCUGUGGGAAAUCAUGCUACACCCUCACUUUCACCAUUGUGUUCCCCCACAAGGAUGACGUCUGCUACCUGGCCUACCACUACCCUUAUACCUACUCAGCCCUGAUGUCUCAACUUGCCAUCCUGGAACAAACCCGGAACCCGAAGAAAAUCUUCUUCCAGAAGCAGACCCUGUGCCAGACUCUGGGGGGGAACCCCUGUCCUCUGCUCACUGUCACGGCCAGGCCAGCCUCGGGAAGCAGUGGUGAUCUGGAGAAAGUCCGUGACCGUCGUUACGUGGUCUUAACGGCCCGUGUCCACCCUGGAGAAAGCAAUGCCAGCUGGGUAAUGAAGGGGACACUGGAGUUCCUCCUGAGCAAUGACCCCAUUGCAGACCUCCUGAGGCACUGCUUCAUCUUCAAGAUCAUUCCCAUGCUGAACCCAGAUGGAGUCAUCAAUGGCAAUCAGCGAUGCUCCCUCAGUGGAGAUGACUUGAACAGGCAGUGGCUGAAACCCAGUGCCACUCGCCAGCCCACCAUUUACCACACCAAGGGUCUCCUUUAUUACCUCAGAAGCCUUCGCCGGGCUCCAGUGGUGUUUUGCGACUAUCACGGCCAUUCUCAGAAGAAGAAUGUGUUCCUGUACGGAUGCAGCAUCAAGGAGACUUUGUGGCAGGCCGGGUGCAGCAUCGACACCAGUGUGGUCACGGAGGACGUGGGCUAUAGGACGCUCGCCAAGGUCUUAGAUAAAGUGGCCCCCGCCUUUCUCCUGAGCAGCUGCAACUUCCUGGUGGAGAAGUCCCGCGAAGCCACGGCGCGGGUGGUGGCAUGGCGUGAAAUGGGCGUGUUGAGGAGCUACACCAUGGAGAGCACCUUCUGUGGAUGCAGCCAUGGCCUCUACAAGGGUUUGCAGAUUGGCACUGGGGAGCUGGAAGAGAUGGGAGCCAAGUUCUGCCUGGGCCUCCUGGUGUUGCAGCUGAAAUCUCUGCCCUGCAGCAAGGAAGUGAUGGCUCAAGCGGCAUCUCUGCUGGACCUGGAAGAGGAAAUCACCGAUCUCCGGACACAAAGGAGCGGCAGCAGCAGUGUGGAGACAGACGACGAGCUUCCUGUUGGGGACGAAGUGGAUUAUAACACCGACAGCUGCUCCGACCAGGAAGGAGACUUCUUAGAGCUGGACGAUGCCAUCCGAGAAUAUCCCUUCCGGCUGGGCGGAGGGAGCGCAGAGGUGGAGGCCGGCAAAGGGCAGGUGUGCGGCCUCAAGCCUUGUGAUGGACUUUGUAUCUCCAGCCGGUAGAGUGUCCUCCGUGCUCCCUGUCAGCAUC